Dunckerocampus dactyliophorus (ringed pipefish) is the source of this 2247-nucleotide messenger RNA. Its product is annotated as transmembrane protein 106B-like. NCBI's taxonomy places the organism in Eukaryota, Metazoa, Chordata, Actinopteri, Syngnathiformes, Syngnathidae. Bases 132 to 932 code for a protein of 266 amino acids. The record is from RefSeq and is a predicted model, not a curated record. The transcript is spliced from 8 exons.
CCGGGACACACUUUCCAGCAUCCCACUCACGCAACGCGCAUGUCUGUUUCUGUCUUGGUUGGUAAACAUAACACUGCAUGACCCACUCGUCGCAGUCCACUCAAUCAGAAGCUGUUGCAUAAGGUGUGACCAUGUGGAAGUCAUUCUCCCAUUUUCUCAAACAGACUGGCUACGGUGUGGCUCAGGAUGGCCUCACUGCACAUCAAGAGGACACGCCCACUGAAGAUGGGAAGGACGGGGACGUUUCCCAGUUUCCAUAUGUGGAGUUCACGGGACGGGACAGUGUGACGUGUCCUACAUGUCAGGGCACUGGAAGAAUCCCCAGAGGACAGGAAAAUCAACUUGUGGCAUUGAUUCCAUACAGUGACCAAAGGCUUCGCCCCAGGAGGACGAAGUUGUAUGUAACCGCGUCGGUUGCAGUCUGCCUGCUGCUGUCUAGCCUGGCCGUCUUCUUCCUCUUCCCUCGAUCCAUCGACGUGACCUACGUCGGGGUGAAGUCUGUUUACGUCAGCUAUGACCAAGACAAGCACAGCGUCUAUCUGAACAUCACGAACACGCUCAAUAUCACCAACAACAACUACUAUUCAGUGGAGGUGGCCAACAUCACAGCUCAGGUGGAGUUUGUCAACACUGUGGUUGGAAAAUCUCGCAUCAGCAACGUCACUGCCAUUGGACCUCUGGACAUGAAACAGAUUGAUUAUAUGGUCCCCACUGUCAUAGAGGAUGAGAUGAGCUCCAUGUAUGACUACUGCACUCUACUAAGGAUCAAAGUGCACAACAUAGUCUUGAUGAUGCAAGUGACGGUCACCACCACGUACUUCAGCCAUGCUGAGCAAGUCUCACAGGAGAUGUACCAGUAUGUCGACUGUGGAGGGAACACCACUUCCAACAGUGGAAUGACCAAACCAUUCAGCAUUCCUCAUCCAGAGUAACACCGCCUCAAUCAUGAUCAUGAGGGAUUAUAAUAAUUAUAAUUAUAAUGUUCACUUUAUUUGCUAUUUAAAGAAACUACAGUUAAGUAACCUCUCGCCACUUUGUGUUUCGAAUUUCACAGUUUCACUCGAUCACGUUUUUUUCAAAAAUAUAUUCAGAAAUCAUUGCUUUUUUUGUGGUUGAUUUUAGUCAAAAAUAUGCAUAUUUAAGUCAAUUCUACAUUUUUUUUUUUUUACCUAAAGUGCCAAGCAUAAAAAUAAAUGAACUAAAGGCACUAAAGGCAUUCAGAAGGCGGCUUCAAAGAUGUUGUGAUGAUAUGUAGUAGUCUACACUGGUCACUAGGUGUCACUAAGGUUACAUUGACGAGACAAUAGUCACCGCAGGAAGUACUGUACAAAACAGGAAGGUAACCAAAAAAAGGACAUCAACAAGGUACUCUCCCAAUGCUAACGUGUGAGUCUAUAUUAUGUCUACUAUAUUGGGGUAAUAUGAGUGUGAAGGAGACUAUGGGGUGUUAUGUCAUGUCUAGAGGGCUCCAAUAAUGUUUAAAAAAACCUGAUUUAGAAGGUCUGAUUGGUUAAAGUUCUAAGUGGCUGUACAAUUUGAGUUUGUGACAAGACUGUUUCCAUUCAUAUGUUCUUUGCUUUAUGGUUUGUUUGCUGUAGUAAACAUGACAGAGACAGGUUCUUUAAGUAUAAAAGAAGGUGUGUAAAUCCAAUGUUGAUUAUGCGUACCUACCAAUAAUGCACUUUAUAAGUAACUGUAAUUUGCACUCGUAACUCUAAAGCUAAUUCCUUAAGCACAGUACUGUGUUGGGCACAUAUUGUUGCAUAGUUGGACAAUGGAAAUACUGUUGCAGCAUGAAAACAGGGGUGAACCGUAUUUCUUUCAAUGCACGCUUUGUGAUUUGUGUAGUACCUUCUUAUGCUGUAUUUUCAUUUUGGCUCAAGGCUAUCGUUUGGAGUACUUAGAACUGACUGUAGGUUCAUCGAAUGUGUUCUUUUUUUGCAGUGGGAUUUCCUUUUUCCAAACAAAGGAGAAAAAUGUUAGCAUGCACAAAAUGUCAACAUGUUGGGGGGGGGGGAAAAUCAUUUUUUACCACAAUUCUAUAAAUGACUGAAUUGUAACCUCUAAACUAUUUUAAAUACAUUCAUACAUUUUCCAUAAUAAUUUUUUAGACAAAAGUAAGUCAGCGAUCCUGUAACACUUUGUAUUUUCUCAGCAAUGUUGUCAAUGACAACAUUUUGUUCUUUUUUAAAAUCUUAUCCUGUACCUUAUUUGCUCAAUAAACUACAUUUGAAAACAAACUAAAUU